CCAGGGCAUCCACCCUCUGUCUCUGCUUGCUGUCCUCACUCAGCAAUAGCCACCCCAAUACUGCUCAUUUCCCUGUCCCCAUGUCGAGGCAGCUCAACAUGGACACCCUGCGGCAAAACUUCUGGAAGGAGGAGUACCUCAGAGAGAUGAAGUUGCGCUGUGAAUGGCACCGCAAGUAUGGGACUCUGGUGAAGGCCAAGCAGAAGGCCAAGGCUGCGGCCCGGCUUCCCCUCAAACUGCCCACCCUGAUGCCUAAGGCCCCAGGCUCACCACCACCUGUCUCCAAAACAGCCCCUUCUAAGGCCCCCAGCCCUGCCCCAGAGGUUCAUUUUCAGUCAGAAAUGUACCCAGUGUCACCUGACACCAAAGCCCUGCUGUAUGAAGGCAUCUCCCAUGACUUUCAGGGGCGCUACCAGUAUCUCAACACCCGAAAACUGCACCUGCCAGAGACGCGCUACCUGUUCCCCAUCACCACCAACUUCACAUAUGGCUGGCAGCUGGGCCCCGCCACAAAGCAAGAAAUGGUCUCUUGCAAGAUGUGCCGCAUUGAGUCAUUCUUCCGGAAGAAUGGGGCCUUUGCACUGCUGGACCCCCGAGACCUGGCCCUCUGACCUUGGGCCAGGCAGUGACUUAGGUGCAGAAAGAGGAAAUAAUAGAGUUCCUGGUGCA
This is a messenger RNA of Peromyscus eremicus (cactus mouse), 669 nucleotides long. RefSeq names its product sperm microtubule inner protein 1 (gene Spmip1). The record is from RefSeq and is a predicted model, not a curated record. Lineage: Eukaryota; Metazoa; Chordata; Mammalia; Rodentia; Cricetidae. The transcript has 2 exons. The coding region runs from base 81 to 611 and encodes 176 amino acids.